Messenger RNA from Electrophorus electricus (electric eel), 5054 nucleotides. The record is from RefSeq and is a predicted model, not a curated record. Lineage: Eukaryota; Metazoa; Chordata; Actinopteri; Gymnotiformes; Gymnotidae.
GACAGACUAGCAAACAGUAAGUAGAACAGCGAAGAGAAACGGGAGUAAGAAAGGGUAGUUUUUAAAAAUCCACCUUCAUCCUUUUUUAAAGUAUUGAUUUUUAGACUAAAACCAUCUGGAACAUGCAUUUCGCACUUCAGGCCUUAUAACAAGUACAAUAUUUUGACAAUACUAUAUUCGGAAUGUUAGAAAACAAAUGGUGAAAACUGGGUAAUUGUUGAGGGGAAAUAGCUAGCUAGCAAGAAAGCUGUAAAUCUGAAGACUGGCUUGGACAGAGGAGAAUAGACGGAUACUGAACCUGCUCUGAAUUUAUUUUUAAUUGCCUGCGUUUUAUCGAAGUCAGCCUCCAGAUAUAAACAUAAACCUGCCGCUCAUAGAGCUAGCCGCAUUGCUAGCUGGCUUUAUUUGUCAUAUACAAUGGAGUUAAGAGUGGGGAACCGAUAUAGGUUGGGAAGAAAAAUUGGCUCCGGAUCUUUUGGUGACAUUUACUUGGGCACAGACAUCUCUGUUGGGGAAGAGGUGGCCAUCAAGCUGGAAUGUGUGAAAACCAAGCACCCUCAGCUACACAUAGAGAGCAAGAUCUACAAGAUGAUGCAAGGAGGAGUUGGAAUCCCAACGAUCAAAUGGUGUGGUGCAGAGGGCGACUAUAACGUGAUGGUGAUGGAGCUGCUGGGCCCCAGUCUGGAGGAUCUCUUCAACUUCUGCUCCCGCAAAUUCAGCCUGAAGACGGUUCUCCUCCUGGCUGACCAGAUGAUCAGCCGCAUCGAGUACAUCCACUCCAAGAACUUCAUCCACCGUGACGUGAAGCCCGAUAACUUCCUGAUGGGUCUGGGGAAGAAGGGCAACCUGGUCUACAUCAUUGACUUUGGCCUGGCCAAGAAAUACAGAGACGCGCGCACACACCAGCACAUCCCCUACCGCGAGAACAAGAACCUGACUGGCACCGCCCGCUAUGCCUCCAUCAACACACACCUGGGCAUAGAGCAGUCCAGAAGAGAUGAUCUGGAGUCCCUGGGCUACGUGCUGAUGUAUUUCAACCUGGGCUCUCUGCCCUGGCAGGGCCUCAAGGCUGCCACCAAGAGGCAGAAAUAUGAACGCAUCAGUGAGAAGAAGAUGUCCACUCCCAUCGAAGUCCUCUGCAAAGGAUACCCAUCUGAGUUCGCCACGUACCUCAAUUUCUGCCGUUCCUUGCGUUUCGAUGACAAGCCCGACUACUCGUACCUGAGACAGCUCUUUAGGAAUCUCUUCCACAGACAGGGCUUCUCCUACGACUACGUCUUUGACUGGAACAUGUUGAAAUUCGGCGCGAACCGGGUGGCGGAGGAUGCGGAGAGGGAGAGGAGGGAUCGUGAGGACAGACUGAGGCAUGGCAGGAACCCGGGCACCAGGGGAAUGCCCACUGCCUCCAGUAGACCCAGAGCAGCGCAGGAUGUAGCUCCGCCCACACCCCUUACACCAACCUCCCACACAGGAGUGGAGCGUGAGAGGAAGGUCAGUAUGAGAUUACACCGUGGCGCUCCAGUGAACAUCUCCUCUUCUGACCUGACCGGAAGACAGGACACCUCACGAAUGUCCACCUCACAGAAUAGCAUUCCCUUCAUCGAUCACCACGGCAAGUAACUGCACGCCACGCUCUGCUCUGAGAGGCGGCACCUGGUGAGUGACAGCUGGGUGCCAUUUUGUCUGCCCUGUCUGCACCUUCUUGUGCUUAGUCUAAGGGGGGGGACAACCUCGUCUACCUCACCCUGCCCUGACUCACGUUAACCAGCAUCACAUACCCCCGUCUCCACACACACUACUCCUGUUGACUUGAGGGUGUCGCCUAAACAUAUUCCUCUGUUGUUAUCGAACAUGAAAUGCAGACAUGGAUCAAGAUCUAAAUGAAGGAUGUCUUCUAACAUUCAAAUUCGGUCUGUAACUUUGUGGUUACUUGGCUAAGGCUGAGAGAGGGGUUUUGUCAUCCUAGGCUUUGUGCAUGACUCCCUGUUCCUAUGGUUUAGGUGAGAAUAAAAUCAGUCUGUGUGAACAAAAGAAAUUGUUUGGUAGACUGUUGCUGCUCACAGAUGGACCCUUGUGGAGCUGGUGGAAUGCCUGUAUCCAGUAUUUGACUGUAUUAAAGCUCCAUGUGAACCUUGGCAUGUUGAGAUAUAUUUAGCCCCUAUGCGGCUGUGCUAAUACACACUAUGCGGCAUAAGGGGAUUUGUGCGGGGGGCCAUGCCUCAGUUUUAUCGGGCAAAGGAGAGGUGCCCACAGCCCCCUAAACACACAACUGUCUGCAGUCGUUGGCGGUUUCCUCCCUGUCGGGAUGGGCUUGGAGAUUUAGAUGCAAACUAACUGUGUCCAUAGUGAUGUAAAUUUGUCCCUUCUGAAGGCGAGGCCCCAGAAAGAGCUGAACAUACGUCUGCUCCACAGGCCGCAUGCAUUCACUAGAACUGGGCCAGAUUAGUGCUGCUUAAACUGCCCUGUGUAAAGGAAGCUGCUCUCACCCAUCAGUCGUUCUGUGUUCAGUACUCGUAUGUAUAGCACGAUGACGAGGCUGGUUGCAUUUAAUUACAAGUGUAGUAUGAAGAGCGUGGGAAAAGAUUAUUUUGUCCUUACAUGGAAAUGUGGUCCCUCCACCUCCGCCCUUCUGCUGGCACUGCAGUCUUCCAGUAAUACCGUACAGACAUUGCCAGGACUGCGUGCCUUCACAUAUCACACUGCCGUUUUAGCAAGAAUCUCUAGCAGGUUCCAUCAGACAUGUUCCUAGAGGCCAAAGUAUUUUAGUAACAUUACAACCAAAUAAUAUUUACUUUUUUUUUUUUCUCCUAAUCAGAUGAAACUCUUUUUAUGACUGUUUAUGUGAAAGUGUUGUGUGUGGGGUUUUCUGGUUUAGCUAGAAGCUGUUGGCAUUGGUCCAUGUUACUGACAGAUCUGAGAACUGGUCUAGAAUCAGUCCGGUCAAGCAAGUUGUCUGGUCUGGCUUUAAAAUGAAGUGUGUGUGCUACACACUGAAAUGAGGUUGAAGCUUAACACUUUGAUUCUAAAUAGAGCUGGAUAGUUCCUGUUCAAAAAACAUGCACCCUAUGAACCUGAAAUGACCUUAAAGACAUGAGUUUAUGUGGGAACUUCCCUCAGCUUGUAGGGUAUACAGACGGUAGGUGCACCAGCUCGACAUCACUCUCUCUUCUCCCUGUCUGUGUGGGCAGGCCUCUCAGCAAUAAAGCCCAGUCAAAGGCAACACCGUAGUUAAGGAAAACCUCCUAUGGUGAUUUUAUCUUUGGCUACUCCUGGGUCCUGCUGAACAAAGCAGUUUUUAAGGGAAAAAAAAAGUCACUUUGGAGUAACCCGUUUUAAAUUUUAUUUUUAUAUACAUAUACGUGUGUGCGCGCACACGUGCAGCAUCCACUCAAAUAUGAAGAGGGGUAUUCAGUAAAGAACUAGGCCUAACCCAUGUCCUAAAAAACCUUCCCCUGAGUCUCAGAGCCUUUCUGACCUGCCAUGCUGUUUCUCUGACGUGUGUGUUGUCCUUCACCUGCAUGCUGUGCCAAGUCCUCUGUAGUUACUUUGGCAUGAACUUUGUAGUUACCUUUCUUGCGCCAUCGUACUUAAUGAGAGCAGGUCGUGGGCGCUGAGGAUGUGUGAUGAGUGAAGGAUGUCUCCUUUUCUCUCUCCUCCACCCUGAGCACGCUGCUUGGGCCUGGUGUUCUGCUCACUUCUCUCCGGCGCUGAGACUGCCUACCCUCUCUGCUGUUUACAGUCAUGAUAUUGGUGUGAAGCUGUACAGCCUUUUAGUGUGUGGAUUUUAAAGCAGUUUAAUCCAUACUUUUUAUUUUUAUAUUUUUAGCUUCUUAAGAUUUCUCCAACAUCACCUUGAUGUCUUUUUGUUUCACCAUGCCCCCCCCCCCCCACACACACACACCUUGACGGCUCUUUUGUUUCCUCGGCACUGGCAGAGAUGGAUUACUGCUGCCCUCUAGAGGAGAGCCCUUCUGUGAUUGGCUGAAUUCUCUACCCCUGCUCCUCCUGGGCCUUGUGUAGUCUCAGAGCUCUGUCAGCGCAGUGUGAAAAAUGCUCUCCUUUUUCUGUGUUCAGCUUCUUGUCAUCGCUUGAUUUUGUCGUUUAACGCCCACAUAAAAUCCACCGAUGGACAGCUGAGAGCCACUUAAAAAAAAAAAUUAAAAAUAAAAAAAAAAUGUGCUUGCUGCUUUUGUGUACUAUAUUUUCACGUUCACAUAAGUGUGUGAAUAUAUAAUGUUUAUAGUCGUCUAUGUAUAUUCAUGAGUAAGGCUAUGGAGAGGGGCUUGUAAGGAAGCCCUCCAGCAAUUAAUUAAAAUGUAUAUUCAGGACUCACGCAUGCAUCCGCAUAUUUAAUUAUGCUGCUCAGAAAUGAACUAAUUAAAUGCCAGUUCACAUGCCCGGACAGAAAUCAAUAAUAUUGAUUGGCCCCCAUGUUUUCAGACGGCGGUGUUUUAGCAAAACUACAGUGUCUUGCACCCAGAACGCAGAGUCUGUGCUUAAGGCCAAUACCAUGAGCCUUGGAUGCACUAUUCAAAAAAAACCCAAUGGAUUGUAGUUAAGUCUACCAGUCCAGCCAUGUCAGGUUUUCAGUUCAUUUGGCUCACGCACCAAUGUUGCUAGUGAACACUUGUCAACAUAAACAACCGCACCUGGCAUUAUUCACACUGUGUUUGAUUUCCACACCUGUAACUGUUGUAGCUUGUUUGGCGAACUGGACCAUAGUUCAUCGAAGUACAGGAACAAAGUGAUGAAGGUCUACUGAGUGUAACAGUUUUCAGCCAGGUUAGACCGGAGAUACUUUGCAUCCAAAGCUGUGAGACUGUAACAGACUCAGUCCAAACUAAACCUUUACAUCCUUCUCUCACUCUUUCUCUGUUUGACAUUUUCUACUAUUGCAGUUACCUGUGAUUUUAAAUAGAAUGUUUGAGGUGGUGACCGUCUCCCCCACCCAGUGUGGGUGGGUGGGUAUUUGAGGAAGUGAGAGGUUCAUGGGGGUCGGAGAGUGCCUGUCUCUGUUUAUUUGAUUGUUGCUGACUGUAUGUUGUUCUGUGCCA